UUGGAUGGUCAUGUUCUGAAAUGUGUGAAAGAUCAAAAUGGAAACCACGUUGUGCAAAAAUGUAUUGAGUGUGUUCAACCCCAGUCGCUCCAGUUCAUCAUUGAUGCAUUUAAAGGACAGGUAUUUGUACUUUCAACUCAUCCAUAUGGUUGUAGAGUAAUUCAACGUAUUCUAGAACACUGUACUGCUGAGCAGACUUUGCCAAUCUUAGAAGAACUGCAUCAACAUACAGAACAGCUAGUGCAGGAUCAAUAUGGAAAUUACGUUAUUCAACAUGUACUGGAGCACGGCCGUCCUGAAGACAAGAGUAAAAUAGUUUCAGAAAUAAGAGGAAAAGUUCUAGCUCUUAGUCAGCACAAAUUUGCCAGCAAUGUGGUAGAAAAAUGUGUAACUCACGCUUCUCGUGCUGAGCGAGCUUUACUUAUUGAUGAGGUCUGUUGCCAGAAUGAUGGUCCUCACAGUGCCUUAUACACCAUGAUGAAGGACCAGUAUGCCAACUAUGUUGUUCAGAAGAUGAUUGAUAUGGCUGAACCUGCUCAGCGGAAGAUAAUAAUGCACAAGAUUCGACCCCACAUCACAACUCUGCGUAAAUACACCUACGGCAAACACAUUCUGGCCAAGCUGGAAAAGUAUUACCUGAAGAACAGUGCUGAUCUGGGGCCAAUUGGUGGACCACCAAAUGGGAUGCUGUAAAAGGCAAAAAGAAAUGGAAGAAAAAUGGAAUUGUGAAUGAUCAAAGCAUACAACUUAACUAUAAAUGUUCUGAUUUUUUUAAAUCUAUUUAUUGACUUUGUUCAUCCAUUUGUAAAAUUUUUAUUCUUGUGUAUAUUUUUGGGGAGUGAAUUAU
Messenger RNA from Nestor notabilis (Kea), 847 nucleotides. RefSeq names its product pumilio homolog 2-like. The transcript has 5 exons. Gene Ontology annotation, molecular function: mRNA 3'-UTR binding. Lineage: Eukaryota; Metazoa; Chordata; Aves; Psittaciformes; Psittacidae. The annotation marks the transcript as partial. Gene Ontology annotation, biological process: regulation of mRNA stability; miRNA processing. Gene Ontology annotation, cellular component: cytosol; cytoplasm. The record is from RefSeq and is a predicted model, not a curated record.